GCGCACUGGCCCCUGCACACGGACUGGACGGUGGUCCGGGACCCGCCUCUCCGGCGAGCCGAGACCCCCGCAGCCCGCCAUGGCCCGGCUGCUCCGGGCAUCCUGCCUCUUCUCGCUGCUCCUGGCCGGCCUCGUCCCGCCGGGCCGGGGGCAGGAGAAGUCGAAGACGGACUGCCACGCUGACGUGAGCGGCACCAUCUACGAGUACGGAGCCCUCACCCUCAAUGGGGAUGAGUUCAUCGCCUUCAAGCAGUAUGCUGGCAAAUACAUCCUCUUUGUCAACGUGGCCAGCUACUGAGGGCUGACGAACCAGUACCGUGAACUGAAUGUACUACAAGACGAGCUGAAACCAUUUGGUCUGGUCAUUCUGGGCUUCCCCUGCAACCAGUUCGGAAAGCAGGAGCCGGGAGAGAACUCGGAGAUCCUGCCUAGCCUCAAGCAUGUACGACCCGGUGGGGGCUAUGUCCCCAACUUCCAACUCUUUGAGAAAGGAGAUGUCAAUGGGGAGAAAGAGCAAAGUUUCUACACAUUCCUGAAGAAUGCCUGUCCUCCCACCUCAGAGCUCCUGGGCUCAACUGACCGCCUCUUCUGGGAACCCAUGAAGGUCCAUGACAUCCGCUGGAACUUUGAGAAGUUCCUGGUGGGGCCAGACGGCAAACCCAUCAUGCGCUGGUACCACCGGACCACAGUCAGCAACGUCAAGUUGGACAUACUGGCCUACAUGAGGCAGAGAGCAGCCCACGGGGUCAGGGGGAAGUAAUUGAGGCCUGCCCCACCCCACAUCCACCACGCGGGGCCCGGGACGGGCUCUGCUCAGGAAGGAAUCCAUUUCUCCAGCCACACCACACUCCCACCCUAGACCCCUUCCUAUUAUAUAAGGCCCCAGCCUGACACAAAAGUGUGCCUACAAGUCUGUCUGCACUGCUAUGCAUGUGGGUGUUUGACCACACGCCUACACGUGUGACCAGAUGUGUGAGUGCACUGAGUGUGUACAGCCAUGUGUGUACCUGCACAAACACCCAGGUAUGUGUACCAAUACAUGUGCCCAAAUCGGGGUGCUGUGGAGAGUGCUAGAGAAGAACACCCCUUCUCUCCAGUUCUCUGCUCCAGUGAUAACAAUUCACUUGCAGCUGAGCCCAAAGAAAAACCAGCUCUAGAUCUAAUUAUUCUGCUCUGCCUGGACCUCAGCUUUGGGGCCAGCAUCUCCCACUGCCUCCGAAUACCACCACCGAAGUGCCCGGAAGUCUCUGGGUCCACCACGCUGUCCAACUUCCCUCCUCCAUUGCCCAGCCUCUAUCCUUCCUGAAGAGCCCUCCCAAGCCCCUACCCCCCACCCCAUAUUGCUCCCUGAACAGCCAAGGCUGGCGUGAGAGCAAGGGCCACGUUCCCCAUGUCAGGAGUGGCAUCUCCAUGAAGGAGAGGCCCGAAGCCCUUGUGGGCGGACCUCCCAUGAGCCUGUCUGAAGGGCCAGCUCUUAGUACAUUCAGGCUGAGACCCCCAGGCAGGGAUGCCACCCCCGCUACUUCGGAGGAUGUGCCCUCACCCCUCACCCUGGCCCACUGGCAUUAGACUCACCCUGUCUGUCCAGUAAAGGCCUUUCUGCAGCAGCUGA
This is a messenger RNA of Molossus molossus (Pallas's mastiff bat), 1612 nucleotides long. It is a transcript of the gene GPX3, whose product is annotated as glutathione peroxidase 3. The transcript is spliced from 5 exons. Gene Ontology annotation, molecular function: glutathione peroxidase activity. The record is from RefSeq and is a predicted model, not a curated record. Gene Ontology annotation, biological process: response to oxidative stress. NCBI's taxonomy places the organism in Eukaryota, Metazoa, Chordata, Mammalia, Chiroptera, Molossidae.